This is a messenger RNA of Centruroides sculpturatus (bark scorpion), 2321 nucleotides long. RefSeq names its product zinc transporter ZIP12-like. The transcript is spliced from 13 exons. Gene Ontology annotation, biological process: zinc ion import across plasma membrane; intracellular zinc ion homeostasis. The coding region runs from base 28 to 2229 and encodes 733 amino acids. NCBI's taxonomy places the organism in Eukaryota, Metazoa, Arthropoda, Arachnida, Scorpiones, Buthidae. Gene Ontology annotation, cellular component: membrane. Gene Ontology annotation, molecular function: zinc ion transmembrane transporter activity. The record is from RefSeq and is a predicted model, not a curated record.
AGUAUGAAGCAAUAGAAGGAAUGAGCAAUGACCCCGAAACACAAUCUCUGGUUUUAUUGGAAAAUUUAUAUAUUUGUGUUGUUAAAAGGUGUUAGUAAUCAGGAGACGGAUGUUAUACCUUAUUUUCGGCAGAUUUCUUUGCCUGAUGAUCACGUGGUGCAUAGUCCCGUAGAAGAAACCAUUAGGCACCUAUUGGAUACGUUACUCAAUAGACUUCAAUGUGUUCAACUUGGAUUAACUUUUGUAGAGUGCUUUCGAUGUCUAACUCCCGCUAGAGUAUUAGACGUCUUAUCUUUAUCUGCAGCAUCUCCAACGUUGCAUGUAUCCCAUAUCAGGAAGCUCUCGGUACUCUUCUUGUACCACGUACUGACUUUCGAGAUAUCUUGUAAAUCCGAAACCAAUUUUCCUCUUAAUUAUGACUUUUAUAAGUCACAAAUCGAAAAUUUGCUGUGUAAAGAAGUUAAUGAUGAUAACUCGACUAGAGAAGUGGAUAAGCAGCAAACUGGAAAUCUCUUGAGAAAAGUGGAGCUUGUGUAUUAUCCUGAAAAAUUAUCGGAAUGUAUCACCUUGAACAGCAUCUGGGAUGCUUUGGAUAAAACGGAAAAGAAGAAAGAUGUCGCCUUACUAUCGAGUCUACUUCUCGGUUAUCUUUUAGAUGGAAACUGCAUAUCAAUUGUUGGAACUUACAUGGAUUUCAUUAAUGAUGUCUUUCGUGCGUAUUCCCAGAAAUGUACUGGAAAAAUGUUCUUAUCUGGUAUGGAAAAAAUAAUUGAUGAUGUCGUUAAACGAAAUCGUGGAGAGGAAGUUGAUAGAGAGGAAGAAUGCAUUCCCGAACGGACUAGUGCUUAUACUUCGAACGAUAAAAUUAAAGUGAAAGUGGAUUUUUCUAUCACGAAUCAAACCGAAGAAGAAAUUUCUACCGACAAUAAAUCCAUAACGAAAAAUAAUAACGAAUUUUCAAAUUCUAGAAUUAAAAGAAGUGAUGGAAACCUCGAUAAAACGAUUUUAAAUCACUUUUACGAUUACGAUUUAUCUAAAAAGUGUUGGCUGACUGAAGACAUAUUAGAAAUUUUCGGUAAGCAAAAAGACAAAAACAUAAAUAAAGCAGAAUUUCAUCAACUCUGUCCAGCUGUCUUGCAACAAAUAAGCAUCGGAUGCUACAAAAUAACAGUGACGGCAUCAGUUCUAGACAAAGACGUUGCUCUGGGUUCUCUGUAUGGUUACAGUUCAGCAGCUGUUAUACUGAUUUGUCUCUCGUCUCUUGUUGGACUUCUAUUGUUACCCAUCCUCUCCAGUAACGCUUAUCAUUACAUAACGGCUGGAUUUAUGGGUUUAGCUUUCAGCACUAUGACGUCGGAUGCUCUUCUUCAUCUCAUUCCUCAAGUUUUGGGAAGCGACCAGGGGCACCUAGAUGGUUCUACAGGGGAUGAUUUAUACAUUUGGCAUCAGAUGACGGUCAUUUUGGCAAUUUACUUCAUGUUUCUCUUCGAGGUAGUCAGCGAAAUCGUCAUCAAUAGAAAGACCGAAAUGAAACCAAUGCUGAAGUCUAUGUAUUAUAUCCCACAGACUGAAGAAGAACCCAUUCUUCCGAUUGUUAAUCUAAAGAGCAUGAAUGCCAUUACAUCUACAUCAGUUAAAGAAAAGGCGGAUUCUCAAACAGAACAUAUUACUAAAAGGCCUCCUUCUGUCGCUUUCAUCCAUCACGAAGAAGACGAACCGAAAAGAGAGAAGCCGAUAUUGCCUUCAGCCAAUCUAUGCUUUAAUUUAUCUUCCAUUGCUUGGAUGGUAUGUCUGGGUGACAGUUUUCACAAUUUCACAGACGGUUUAGCUAUUGGUGCAGCGUUUCAAUCCAGUUUGCAAAACGGGCUCUUCACCUCUUUAGCCAUCUUAUGCCACGAAAUCCCUCACGAAUUAGGAGACUUCAUCAUUCUACUUUCAACUGGAUUAUGUUUCAAGAAAGCGGUCAUCAUCAAUUUCAUAUCUGCUCUAUUCUGCUUUAUCGGUUUGUUCAUAGGUUUGCAAUUAGCUAAUGAUUCCGAAACUAGAAAAUGGAUCAUGUCAGCAACAGCAGGGAUAUUUCUCUACAUUGCAAUCUCAGAAAUGUUACCAGAAUUGAAGAAAAACAGGGGCCUGAAUCCUGCUAAGAUGUUAGUCAUCAAGAAUAUAGGAAUUAUUGUAGGAUUGAUAUUUACUUUGUUCAUAGCAAUCCUUGAAGGACAAGCUCAUUGAAUGUUUCACAAAUAUUUAAAAUUAUGUAAAUAGUAAUAAUAUUUUCGGGUUAUUGUAAAUAUUAGAAAAGUUAUCGCUGUUGUUGCACUGUA